Molecule: messenger RNA, 2522 nt
Organism: Abrus precatorius (Indian licorice)
Lineage: Eukaryota; Viridiplantae; Streptophyta; Magnoliopsida; Fabales; Fabaceae
Product: probable galacturonosyltransferase 7
Exons: 10
Coding region: 47-1984 (645 amino acids)
Molecular function (GO): polygalacturonate 4-alpha-galacturonosyltransferase activity
Source: RefSeq, a predicted model, not a curated record
GAGAUAGAUAGAGAGAGAGAGAGAGAGAGAAGGAAGAGGGAAAAAGAUGAAGAGCGGUGCGGUGGGUGGUGGAGGUGGUGGUAUGGGCGCGGUGCCUUCGUACGGAGUUCCGGCGAAACGACGGUGGAGAGGGUUCGUAAUUGCGGUGCUUGGUCUCGUCAUUCUCUCCAUGCUCGUCCCUCUCGUCUUCUUGCUCGGUCUCCAUAACGGUUUCCACUCUUCCGGAUAUGUGUAUGAACAGAGAAAUUCUCCUUCGAAUCAGAAAGGUCUUGAAAGUUAUGACAGACAUGAUGUUGGCCAUAACGAGAAUCAGUCAGAGGGAGAACAAUCAAGUCAUGUGAAGGAACUAAUUACAAAGUUUGAACCUACUCUUCCAAAGGAUGUUCUCAAGAACUAUGCUCAAGGAGGCAAGAAUGACACCAUCAAUAGGGGUGCCAAUGACGAUAAACAAAGAGGUUCUAAGUUGCCACCUGAUGGUGUUCUGCAAUCACCUCCAACUUCAAAUAAUCCAAGAAGUGGUCAUGUUGAAAAAAUCACCAGCCCUAAAACAAGCUCUGCUGAUGAAAGUGGAAAGUCUUGCGAGCUAACAUUUGGUAGUUAUUGCCUGUGGCAACAAGAACAUAGAGAAGAAAUGAAAGAUGCUAUGAUUAAGAAGUUGAAAGACCAACUAUUUGUGGCUAGAGCUUAUUAUCCUAGCAUUGCAAAACUCCCAGCACAAGAUAAAUUGUCUCGCCAACUGAAACAGAAUAUACAAGAGCUGGAGCACAUGCUUAGCGAAUCUACUACAGAUGCUGAUCUUCCACCACUGGUUGAGAAUAAUUCAAAGAAGAUGGAAAUUGCAAUAAACAGAGCAAAAUCAGUCACUGUGGAUUGCAACAAUGUUGACAAGAAAUUGAGACAAUUAGUUGAUUUGACCGAGGAUGAAGCCAACUUCCACAUGAAACAGAGUGCAUUCUUGUAUAAACUUAAUGUUCAGACAAUGCCAAAGAGUCUUCACUGCCUGUCACUGAAACUAACUGUAGAAUAUUUCAAAUCUUCCCAUGAUGGGGAAAAGGCCGAUGAAGAAAAAUAUAUUGAUCCCUCAUUGCAUCAUUUUGUUAUUUUCUCUAAUAAUGUGCUUGCAGCUUCAGUAGUUAUCAACUCCACUGUUUCUCAUGCAAAAGAAAGUUCAACUCAGGUUUUUCAUGUGUUGACUGAUGGGCAAAAUUAUUAUGCAAUGAAGCUCUGGUUCUUAAGGAACAAUUAUAAGGAAGCUACUGUUCAAGUGUUGAAUGUUGAGCAACUUGAGCUGGACAGCCAAAAGGGAAAUCCAUUGCAUCUAUCCUUGCCUGAGGAGUUCCGUGUUUCAUUUCAUGGUUAUGAUAAUCCAUCCACGGACCAGAUUAGAACAGAAUACCUUUCAAUUUUUUCUGAUUCGCACUAUUUACUUCCUGAUAUAUUCAGCAAUUUGAGGAAAGUUGUGAUUCUGGAUGAUGACGUUGUUAUUCAGCAGGACUUGUCUGCCCUGUGGAACAUAGACAUGGGAGACAAAGUUAAUGGUGCAGUGCAAUUCUGCUCGGUAAAGCUGGGUCAGCUGAAAAGUUAUCUGGGUGAGGAUGGUUUCAAUCAUAAUUCCUGUGCUUGGAUGUCAGGGUUGAACAUAAUUGACCUGGUGAGGUGGAGAGAGCUCAGUCUUACUCAAACUUACAAAAGAUUAAUAAAAGAGUUGCGCAUGCAAAAAAGAUCUAUUAAAGAUAUUGCCUGGCGUGCAAGCUUGCUUGCCUUUGAGAAUAAAAUAUAUCCACUCGAUGAGUCGUGGAUUGUGUCUGGACUAGGUUAUGAUUAUACAAUUGAUACUCAGCUCACUAAGACAGCUUCGGUGCUACACUACAAUGGGAAAAUGAAACCUUGGCUUGAUCUGGGAAUUCCGAAGUAUAAAAGCUAUUGGAAGAAGUUUAUGAACAAAGAAGAUCAGCUCUUAAGUGAAUGCAAUGUAAAUUCAUAAUAAGUUAUGGUCCCUGUGUAAGCUUGCAUGUUUUGGGAAUUGUAGGGGUGAGCUCUUAAGAAACAAGAGGAUGCCUGUGCUAUGGGUGCUCAUUUUUCCGAUCUAGUUUCGAAGGGGUUUUUGUUAAGUAAGUGAUAGUGGUGAUGAGCUUAACACACCAGUUAUAAAAUUAAUCAGUCAAUAAGGAACCUGGGAACUUCCCUGCAUUUCUGGUAAAAGGAUCAAGAAGUCUGAGUACCCUCACAGUUUUCAGAUAGCUAAUUGGCGUUGAGGUUUUCCCACUGUGCUGGUGGGCACUACGAAGAUUUAUACAUGAGCAAGGCAGUGAUCCAUGAAAAGAAAAAUAUAAAGACAGUGCAAUUGUUUGUUUCAAGAAAUUUUUAUCCUACAUGAUGUAAAUUAUUCUUAGCUGAGAAACAGGUAGAGCUAUUCCUGGUAGUUUUUUUUAUUAUUCAUAAUUUGCUCAAAGUUUGUUCUUGAUUGAUGACAAGAAUGUUGUCCAACAGCUCUAUAAAAGAAAAAGUAACAAUUUUGUCCU